GCAAUAGGAAUUGUGACGCGUUUAUCUUGCGACGCGUUGGUUGGCUUGGCAACGACUAUAGCGAUAGUUUGGAGAUCUCAAACAAUUAUAAACCCCGCAUUAACUACGAACAAACAAGCGGGUUUUAUUGUUCCCAAGGGUUAUAGCUUUUGUUGGGGGCGUCAGUGAAGAUGAUUCGGUCGUCCCUGAAUUCUCUGGGCGCUAAAGUUGUUGUCGCCGCAUCCAGCGAUGAGAAUCACCCUCCAGAAAGCAUCAUUGACGGGUGAGUGUGGACUGUUUGGCUCUAAAAUCUGUGUUUUAUCGCUGGAUUUCAUCCUCUCUAAUCAGUGUUUAGCUUUGGGGGGAAAGUCAGCUCAAAUGGGCCAAAGACGAUUACAGCAUCGUAGCUUUAAAAUGUGAUAGCAGGUCAUAAUAAGUGGUCCUGCAGUGUUGCUUUUGCAUUAGUUGGUAAUGUCAGGAACUUUAAUCAGUUUGAUGUAGCCUUACUUAAGUGAGAGUGGGAAAGUGUUUGAUAACUCAUGAUAGAUAACAUAGAAAUAGAGAGGGUGAAUGAAAUCAAAUUUCUUUGAGUCAUAAUUGACAGCAAAUUAUCCUGGAAGCCACAUAUACAGUGCAAUACAGCAAGUAUGUCCAUGUAGAUUCUCAUUCAUUCAGGUCAUGGUUUUCUUGAAGACUCCAAAAUCAGGCGAAACGUCUUCUCAACUCUACACAGUCCAGUUAUAUUACUGCAAAAAUAGCAAAAUCACUUCCAAUACUACAUAAAGUCAAAUAUCUUCUAAACAAGUCAUCGCUUACACCUUGUACUGUUCACUCAUUCUCCCAUACAUCACCUACUGUGUGGAAGUGUGGGGGAACACGUAAACAAUGUACAAGCUCCAAAAAAGAGCAAUGAAAAUAGUAAAUAAAAGUACCUACAGAGAACCAUCAAACCCACUCUUCAUCAAACUGAAGGCUCUGAAGUUCAAGGAUUUGGUCGACCUCAAAACAAUUCAGAUUAUGUACAAAGCAAACCAGAAUCAGUUACCAACGGGCAUCCAAAAGUUGUUUCAAGUAAGAGAAAACGGACAUAAUCUCAGGGGAAUAUGCAUUUUUAAAAAGCAACAUGUACGUUGCAACACAAAAAUGCACAGUACAUCAGUCAAAGGAGUUAAUCUGUGGAACAGCUGCAGCAAAGACAUGAAAACCUGCAGAUCGCUAAAUUCAAACUUAUUUUUAUAAACCACAAUCUGAGUGGAUAUAAGAGAGAUAAGAGUGAUAGUGAUGUUUUGAUGGGCUCUUUAAAAUGUUUGACAAAUGUUUGAGUAGAGCUGGCAAAGCACACACACUCACACACUUACUCAGAAUACAGAGCCAGCAAUAUGCAGAAACACACCCCUACAACAUGAUCAGUUCAUUAUUAAGCAUUUUCUUUUUUUUUGCUUUAGUUUCUUAACCCUAUAUUACCUUUUGUAUCAUAUUUGAUACUUUUAUAAUACUUCUAUCAAUCAAUAUGAUCAACAAAUUACUAAAAAAAAAAAUCUUAACACAGUCCAAUAAAGGAUAAAAAUGUCCUCUUGUGGUUUAUCAGUUUCCAAACACAUCUGAAGUAUCAAACGAGAUAAAUAAAUAUAUUUGUAAAAUUUUAAGGACAUUUAAUUUUUUUUUAGAUUUCAGUAGUAAGUAGAAUAAACAUUUUAGCUCCAAAAAAAAUUUAAAUUUCUAGCCAUAAUUUGUGUUCUCAGGCAUUAUAGGGUUAAUGUACAGUGUUGUCAGGGGAAAUCAAAGACAGAAAUUACUGUCGGAUGAUUGCAGCUGAAAUUACUGUGAUGUUUUUCAUUAUAUUGGCCCAAUUUAACUGAACUUUGCUAAUCCAGAGGGUACUUGUUGACACUUCAACUUUCAUAAUUCAAAAGAAAUAUAAUUUUUCAAACACGUGAUCAAACAGUCGACGGAUCAAAGACCUUAUGAAACGAAUCCAGAAAGGCUGCUGGCUUUGAUAGAACUUCUGUAUGUAUGAAUAAUGCAGUUUGAUAUUUCUUCUGGCAGAAAUACCAACCAAACCUAUAGCAUAACCCAUUACAUUUUCAUUGAUCGUCUUUCUUAAACAUGUUACAGGCUAAGAGAAUCGUAUAUCAGAUUUUGAUGUGCAGGAAAAAAAAAGACUACUUUAUGAUUUUCUUUUUUUUUUAUUAUUGUUUUAACCUCACCUUGAAUUGUUCUUGACUUUAAAUAAUUCAGAUGGCUCGAUCAAAAUCUCAAAGUACCUUGUGGUAAUAUUUCACUGAGCCAAAAUAUUUUUCUGUCUGGAUUUUUAAAUGUAGUGUUUCUCUUGUGUUGAAGUUAUAAAAUUGCUGUGUUUAGCUAAAUGCAAAAAAAGGACAAUGACAAGAUAUUGGCAUUACACAACUGUCUAUUGGCCUGUCAGCUCUCUUAUUAUCCAUAUUGGAGUCCCAUGACCAUUUAUAAGAACAUCAGAGGAUCUCAUCUCGCUGAUAGCCUCAUAGAUCAUUUACCAAACUGUGGCCCGAUUUAACCGACUUCACCCCUUUAUGUCUGUCUCUCUUGAACAGAGACACUAAAACGUUUUGGAUGACCACCGGGAUGUUUCCCCAAGAGUUCAUUAUUCGCUUUGCUGAUCCGACAAACAUUACUGCAGUGACUCUUGACAGCUACAACGGUAUGUGUAAGCUCUGGGGGCACAAUAUACAACAUUUUCUCACAUUUAAACACAGUUAACAUGUUCAUUGUCAAUAUCAGAUUGUUCUUAGAUAUUAGGGACAGAUCAAAAUAUUCAGCAUGUCAGAAAACCCCCAAAUUAUGUUUCUGGUCUUCAUAUUCAACUACAACUAAUCUUUGCUGUUUCAGUAAAUGGUUCCUUUUUAAAAGCCAUUGGUAUUAAUCUGGUUGUAUUUUUCUCUCUUGCAGUCAAGCAUCUCAAGGUAGAAAAGAAUAUCUCACAAAAGGCAUCUCAGUUUGAGUUUGUUACAGAGAAAGGUAAGGGAGGUAUACCUCAAUAGCAUCUGUUUUUAUACUUUGAAGGUAAAAAACUGACAAAAGGAUUGAAUCAACUCAUUGUCUCAUAGAGUUAGAGCAAACAGAGGGACAUCUGCAGUCGAAUGCUAUACCGGUAAGUCAGAAUAAAUACAUAGUAAGCCAUAGCUAAUGAAUACAUUACAAAAAAGGGGAAAAAAACCUACUUGUAUUUAUUUCUGUUUUUCAGCUCAAUGGAAGCAGCGCAACACACCUUCGUUUUAUCAUCACCUCGGGAUAUGAUCACUUUGUUUCAGUGCACAGGGUCAGUAUACAAAACUGACUCACCUGACAUGAUAUAAACUCUGUUGACAUAUUUAUGUACAGUUUACACAUGUAAGUGCAUGGCAUUAUUUUGUCAUUAAAUGUAAGAUCUCAUUAUAAGCCUACUUAGACAACACAAACAAUGACACGUUCUCCCUAAUGGCAGGCAGCCGUUAUAGUAACUGUGAAUCUGAUUUGCAUUUUCAUGAAUAGCUUAAAGUGAACUAAGUAAUGUUCAGACAAAUUAAAUAUAUCAUCCUAUCAUCCUAACACUAUCAGUGGCAAUAUCAAUAUCCAGGCAUAGCCUGUUUUAAUAUUUGGCCCUGUAUUAAAAAACAAAAACAAAUCUUGAACUCUUUGUUUAUCUCUUUAUCUAUCUAGUCCUUAAUCGAUGUCAUGGAUUCACUAACAGAGCUUUUUUUUAAUCCCACACUGAACCGUUCCUGAUAAUUUCAAAAGCAGAUAGUUGGCCAAGCUUAAGAAUAAAAGAAUUGGAUUGUGAUGAAUGGCAGAAUUUCUUACAAAGCAAGUUUCUCUCUGUGUGAGAGAUAGAGUUAAUUAACUAAUUUUGAGCACUGGAGCUUAAAUUGGCAUCUCCACAGCCUCCUAACCCUCCCCUCAGCAGAAUUUUACAUCCCCAUAGAAAUAGUGAGCUAUAGGCGAUGCAGCUGGGGGUUGGGGAACCAGAUGGUUUCCCGGCCAACCAGUGAGUCUCUAAAGACCGCUAGCCUAUUCACACUAUGUAUUCAAGCCACCUCCUGUACUUGUAGCCUCCACACACACACACACACUUGCAAACUAACUCUGACUCCUAUCUACCUCCACUGCCAUUUCAACCUGUCGGUAGUAAAGGGUUCAGUUGUGAGCUUGGACCCUUUGGGACUCCCUCCCCAAUUACUUUGCUGACUGUGGAGGAGCUAAGGGAUUUGCUGAGGCGGUGUAUGCUGUAUCUUGGACUGCAUUCAGGUCUCCAAAUAAACCAAUAAAACUAUGAAAUACAUGCCUGAAUAAAUAGCCCCCUGAUAUUUUACAGCAACUAAUUGCUUGGGGGUAUAGCCGGGAUACAGCACAUUUGAGUAUGUGAGUGUGUAAUGAGUAAUGAGGCCGAGGUGGAAACUGAUACAGUGUUAUUGACUCAUCAAUUAUUUACUGGUUUGGAAUAUUUAUUAUAAUGUUAGAGGUGAGCAUGUGAAAAUGAAGUGCAAACUCUUAUUUCAUAGUAGAACAGUCAUGUUUUCCCCUACAAUUGCUCAAAUCGUACGUUGUUACUUGUCUUGGCGGGCAACAUUUAGUAGCUUCCCUUUUUUAUAUGUGGAACAGGUUUUUGCAGAAGCGCAGCCCCAUUACUAAUGGAUUCAGGCUCUUUUGUGCUUGACUGUCAGCCGAUCAGGAGAAUCACAGCAGGAUAUGAGUGCGUUAUUAUCAUGUCACUGCAGGGGCAGGGCUAAAUUAUCACCCAGUGUCUUCUGACGGCUGCCUAACUGCUGUCCAAUCACACCCAGACAUCUGCUGGACCAGAACUCUGCAUAUUCAGCUGAGUCUAUACAAAAAGAUUUAUAUGAUAACCUUCCCCAAAAAAAAACAUCUUUGCUACCUCAUGCUAUAAUUGAAAUAGCAGAUUCUCUGAAAAAGAUAAUAUUGAGAGCUAGAAUAGUAAUAGAAAAGCCUCGCCUGCUGUUAGCGCGAAUGAAACGGCUGUGUACUUGCUGCAUAAAGACAACAGAUGAUGAAGAAUAGGUGGUGUUUCUUACAUAGUUAUUUUGAGUAAGAAAUCCCUCACCCGCCCACCCAGCUCUGUUAUUUUCUUUCAUGUCAAACCAAAGACUCUGAGUUUCCGUUAUCUCCUCUGUGUGGUCCUCCUUUCAUGUCAGCGACGGAGCCAUGCGCGUUGACAAUGGGCUUUAAUUUGAUUUCAGUCUUGAUUUGGCCCAAUCAGCUUAGUUUUGACAGAAGCUGAGAGAGAAAGAGCUGCUGCGUGAGGAAGGAAACACUAUAAAGGCUGAUAUUAGAUGAUUAGACCAGAGAGGAAAACAAUCCUCCCAUUAUUGGAGAGUAAGAGGGCCAGAGAAUGAUAAUAAGGGACUGACAAAGUGUGCAGCUGACAGCUUUGAGUUGUAAAUAUGGUAUUCGUAUCAUUUCUAUAUCCAGCAUUUUUCCUAAAGUUAGGCAAUAAACAGUAACAACCGCAUUAGAUAAAACUUUAUAUUCACAAUGGCAGUAUUGUCCAUUGAGGUCUGCUAAACUAAAUACAUUUACUCUGGUACUGUUAACGCAUUAAAACAGGCAUAAAAAAACUAAAAUUAUGCGGGUUAGCUUUUGAAUAUGUUUGAAGUUUGAACACAGAUAGAUAAGCUGGCUUUUGUCCUCUGGCAGGAAAGCGCCUCAGUGAAGUCUGUGGGCUGGAAUAGAUUAAAACUUUUGUUUCAGGAAGCAGUAAACUAAAUACUAAAGGUGCAACAGUGAGCACUGAUGCACAAAGGACAAACCACUGCUGCUUUUUAAAUCAUCAGUGUUGCACCCUUUCCUUGUUUGUUGGUACAUAUCCACUGUUCUAUCUCAGCAUACCGUCUGUGUUACUGAGCCGCAUUUGCCAAAGGCGCUCAGUUUGCUCUGUGUUUAACCGUGUAUUGAAAUAAAUUUUCACUAUGGCGCCAGA
Messenger RNA from Xyrichtys novacula (pearly razorfish), 5929 nucleotides. NCBI's taxonomy places the organism in Eukaryota, Metazoa, Chordata, Actinopteri, Labriformes, Labridae. The record is from the annotation of a GenBank genome assembly.